Messenger RNA from Colletotrichum truncatum, 243 nucleotides. RefSeq lists its product as uncharacterized. NCBI's taxonomy places the organism in Eukaryota, Fungi, Ascomycota, Sordariomycetes, Glomerellales, Glomerellaceae. The record is from RefSeq and is a predicted model, not a curated record.
AUGUCUGGAUACCCUCCUCAGCAGCAGCCCUACGGCGCUCCUCCCCCUCCCCAGGGCUACGGAUACCCUCCUCCGGGCCAGCAGCCCAUGUACUACCCUCCCCAGGGUCAAGCUCCCCCUCCCCAGGAGGAGAAGAAGGAUGACAAGGGCUGCCUCUACGGAUGUAUCGCCACUCUCUGCUGCUGUUGGCUUUGCGGCGAGACCUGCGAGUGCUGCCUGGAAUGCCUAACAUGCUGCUUCUAA